AUGGCCACCUCACAAAAGCGCAUCGGCCUUAUUGGCCUGUCUGCUAAAGGAUCCUGGGCAUCGAAGUCCCAUCUUCCCUACCUCCAACGCUCUCCGCACUAUGCUAUCACCGCCCUUCAGAACAGCUCUCUCACUUCAGCUCAGGCUUCCGCCAAACAGUACUCUCUAGACUCCGUAUCCACCCACGACUCUCCCAGCUCAGUCGCCCAGGAUCCCAACGUAGACAUCAUUGCUGUUAGCGUCAACGUGCCCCAACACUAUGAUCUCAUCCGUCCGGCUUUGGAAGCGGGAAAAGAUGUUUUUUGCGAAUGGCCUUUGGCUCGCAACGAGAAAGAAGCAGAAGAAUUGACGGCCUUGGCUAAAGAAAAGGGUGUCAGGACCAUGGUGGGCUUGCAAGCACGCCAGAACCCAUCAAUUCUGAAAGCGAAGGAGAUUGUUGAGUCGGGGAAGCUGGGCAAGAUUUUGGGGACGACGAUGUUCGGCCAUGGCAUGAUAUUCGGUGGCACAACUAUGCCCUCUUACACGUACAUGCACCCCGUGGAAAACGGCGCAAACAUCCUCACUAUCCCCUUCGGCCACGCCGUUGACGCUCUAUGCUACGUCUUUUCCAGCGAACUACGCUCCAUUUCCGCUGUGCUGUCGAACAGAUACCCCGAGCUCGAGCUUGUAGACGAGAACUACAAGCCCCUUGGAGAAAAGAAGGCGAAGACCUCUCACGACUUCGUCUCCAUAACCGCAGAACUCAUCAACGGCGGCGGUAACGUCGACGUGACAUAUGCGCCAGGUUUUUCACGCACCGGACGGGACUUUUACUGGGAGAUCAUCGGAUCCGAGGGUACGCUCGUGUUGGAAGGACCGAACGGACAUGUGCAGAUGUUCCAGCCUACAGUCAAAAUUGCCCUGGGCCAAGAGGGAUUGAAAGAUGUUGAGGUGGAGAAGGCUGAAGACCCUUCGUUCAAUGUGGGUAGGGCUUGGGAUGCAUGGGCUGGAGAGGGCAAGGGUAGUGUUACGACUUGGGAGGAGGCUGUUGUGAGGCAUAAGAUGAUUGAGGCGAUUUAUAGAAGUGCGGAGAAGGGAACGAGGGAGGACUAUGUAUAA
Molecule: messenger RNA, 1098 nt
Organism: Alternaria incomplexa
Lineage: Eukaryota; Fungi; Ascomycota; Dothideomycetes; Pleosporales; Pleosporaceae
Exons: 3
Coding region: 1-1098 (365 amino acids)
Molecular function (GO): nucleotide binding
Source: RefSeq, a predicted model, not a curated record